Messenger RNA from Lachancea thermotolerans CBS 6340, 1026 nucleotides. It is a transcript of the gene CWC2, whose product is annotated as active spliceosome conformation promoter CWC2. The transcript has a single exon. Lineage: Eukaryota; Fungi; Ascomycota; Saccharomycetes; Saccharomycetales; Saccharomycetaceae. The record is from RefSeq and is a predicted model, not a curated record. Gene Ontology annotation, cellular component: U2-type catalytic step 2 spliceosome; Prp19 complex; U2-type catalytic step 1 spliceosome. Gene Ontology annotation, molecular function: metal ion binding; U6 snRNA binding; pre-mRNA binding. The coding region runs from base 1 to 1026 and encodes 341 amino acids.
AUGGUUGCUUCGAAGGCCUGGGCGGAGCGGUCAGCUCCUGUUCAAAUUUCAGAAGCGGAACUCCCAUCGUCUAUUCCCCCUCAAACAGGUUUAACAUUUAAUGUUUGGUAUAAUAAGUGGUCUCAAGGAAACAGCGGACAGUCCCGGUUUGUAAGUCCCUACCGGCUAGAUGUCGAUUUACAUCAGGGCAAUACCAAAGGCGAUAAGGCUAGACAACCUUUCUUCUGUCUUUAUUUCUGUAAAGGAAUGUGUUGCAUGGGCAAGAGAUGCGAGUACUUGCAUCAUGUUCCGGACACCGAAGACAUCGCGAGGCUCUCUCUACGUUCUGACGUUAUGGACUGCUUCGGAAGGGAAAAGCAUUCCCACUAUAGAGAAGACAUGGGUGGCGUAGGCUCAUUUCAGAAAAAAAAUCGAACGCUGUACGUUGGCGGCAUAACUGGGGCAUUAAACAACCAGCAGCUAAAAGCAAGCCAGAUCGAAAAUAGACUGAGGUUUUCCUUCGGAAAGCUUGGGCCAUUAGAAAGAAUACGAUAUGUUGAAAACAAAAAUUGCGCGUUCAUUAAGUACAAGCAUCAAGCUAGCGCAGAAUUCGCUAAAGAAACUAUGAGCAAUCAGACCCUACUUACUCCUUCAGAUAAAGAGUGGGUUAAUCGACGAGAGGGUACGGGACUUCUGGUAAAGUGGGCAAAUGACGAUCCUAACCCAGAAGCUCAGAGAAGAGAAAAGGAGCAGCAGGAUAUGGAAUCGUUGCAAGUAAUGGUGGAUCUGUUAAAAAAAGAUAGCUCCGAAAAGCGGCAGCCCGCACCUGCAGAAAGCCCUUCGAAUAAAAGACUUCUUGAAAGUUCGGCAGAGCAGGAGUCACUCAAUGGAGAUUCGAUCUUUGGCAGACUUUCAAAUGCAAAGCUAAGUAAGCUGAAGAGAGUCAAAAUUGAGGAAAAUCUAAGUAAAGAUUCAGUUGAAAUCGAUAAACAAGGAUGUGGGCAAACACCUCUAGUUAAUUAUUAUUCUUCAGAUGAUGAUGAAUGA